Molecule: messenger RNA, 3077 nt
Organism: Vanessa atalanta (red admiral)
Lineage: Eukaryota; Metazoa; Arthropoda; Insecta; Lepidoptera; Nymphalidae
Gene: fzr
Product: fizzy-related protein homolog
Exons: 11
Coding region: 335-1816 (493 amino acids)
Biological process (GO): positive regulation of anaphase-promoting complex-dependent catabolic process; positive regulation of ubiquitin protein ligase activity; anaphase-promoting complex-dependent catabolic process
Cellular component (GO): anaphase-promoting complex
Molecular function (GO): protein binding; anaphase-promoting complex binding; ubiquitin ligase activator activity
Source: RefSeq, a predicted model, not a curated record
UUUAUGAGAGAAAACUAAAUUUUAAGCUAAAUUGUUCAAGAAAUCCAUUACAAUAAAACAUUAUAUCGUAAUAAGUAUCGAGGAACAAUAGUUUAGUGAUCAUUUGUUAAAUAGUUCAUGCGAUGGGAUCGGUAGUCUUAUGCGCUGCGCAUCGGGUUACUUCAAAACAUUGUGUUCACUGGUGCGAUACACCGCUUAUAAAACCGAUAAAAUGACCGGCUAAUAAUCUACCCGUUUCUGGAAAAUAUUCUAGUCCUUAUCCUUCCAUUAUAUACCCUCAGAUAUUUAUCAAAAUAAAAACUGUUUAAUCCUGAAAGAGUGAAAGACUUCAAAAAUGUUCAGUGAAUCCUAUGAGAGAAGGCUACUUCAGCAAUGCAGUCCCAUCAGCAGGAAACAGUCUGUGCUGGUCCGGCCAGAGCCUAUGGACAGAUUUAUACCAUGUAGAUUGGAAAAUAAUUGGCAGACAAGUUUUCAAGCAAUUCGUCGUGGCACAGAAAAUCAGCCAGCUAAGAAACCUCGCAGCGACGGCGGUAACGAUGGAGCUGGAGGGGGUCGAGACCAUCUAGCAUAUGGAUGCCUACUGCGGAACGAACUUCUUGGUGCUCAGAUAGAAGAGUUAAGAGGUCCACCGACAAAUUGUGGCGAAAGUAACAGAGCUGCGCUGGGCGCUGUUCAACUAGCUUCAGCAGCUAGAGCGGCAUUGGCGUACUCUCCGCCAGUCUUUAGGUUCCGAGCACCCGUACACAGUGCUGAGGAGAAUAUAGAUCCUUCGCCGUAUAGCCUAUCGCCUGUGUCAGCGAAAUCACAGAAGCUACUACGAUCGCCGCGUAAAGCAACUAGAAAAAUAUCAAGAAUUCCCUUUAAGGUGCUUGAUGCGCCGGAGUUACAGGACGACUUUUAUCUGAACCUGGUCGACUGGUCCGCCCAAAACGUUCUCAGCGUUGGACUUGGAAGCUGCGUGUACCUGUGGAGCGCAUGCACUAGCCAGGUGACGCGAUUGUGCGAUCUAUCGUCAGAGGGCAACGCUGUGACAUCGGUGGCGUGGAGUGAAAGAGGUCACUUGGUGGCCGUCGGUACUCAGAAGGGUCACAUAAGUGUUUGGGACGUCGCUGUCAAUAAGGAGGUUACGAAACUGCAAGGACACAUAGCGCGCGUUGGCGCUCUGGCUUGGAACGGUGACAUACUAAGUUCCGGCUCAAGGGAUAGACAUAUAAGGCAAAGGGAUACGAGAACACCACCGGUACAAUCGUCUCGGGUACUUCAAGGCCAUAGACAAGAAGUGUGUGGAUUGAAAUGGUCGCCGGACGGACAGUCGCUCGCUUCAGGCGGCAACGACAACAAACUCUUCGUCUGGUCUAUGCACUCGACGUCGCCCGUGCAGACGUACUCGGCGCACGUGGCGGCGGUGAAGGCCAUCGCGUGGUCGCCGCACCAGCACGGGCUGCUGGCGUCGGGCGGCGGGACGGCCGACCGCUGCAUCCGCUUCUGGAACACGCUCACCUCGCAGCCCAUGCAGUGCGUCGACACCGGGUCACAAGUGUGCAAUUUGGCGUGGUCGAAACACUCGAGCGAGCUGGUGUCGACGCACGGCUACUCACAGAAUCAGAUCUUGGUGUGGAAGUACCCAUCUCUCACUCAGGUGGCAAAACUCACCGGUCAUUCGUAUAGAGUUCUAUACUUGGCUCUGUCUCCGGACGGCGAGGCGAUAGUCACCGGAGCCGGUGACGAAACGUUACGUUUCUGGAACGUCUUCUCGAAGACGCCAUCGCAUAAAGAGAACAAAAGUGUUUUGAACCUUUACACGGCGUUGAGAUAAACUCAUAGUGUUGCUAGCUAAAACGUGAUUUGAUAAUUUCACUAUGGCAACAUUUGACUAACCUUUAUCUGUGUAAUCGAGAAGUGGCAUAGACUUAUUAGUUUUUUUUUUCUAAUCAUUCGUGUUAGAUUGUGGCCGUGAUUUUCUUUUCUAAUCUUAUAUUUAGUAUAUUAAAUAUUGUUGCACAUUGCGACCGUUGAUUUGUGAACUCUUAGAUAUAUUUAUUUUUCCUAUGGGACUAUUUGUUUUUAUAUAUAACGUUAACAAUACUUUUACAUAGAUAUAAUAUAGUUAUUAUAUUCUAUGAGAUAUCGUCAUCAGAAGAUAUCUCUUAGAAUAUAAUGUCAUUCGUAUUGCAUUUUACAUAAUCAAACCAUUACGAUGUGUUUCUAUUUUGUAAAACUGUACAUAAGUUUGUCUAUGUAAUAUACAUUAUGUAUAUUUCUUUCUUAAUCAUAAAUCAAUGGCUAUGUUUACGUUUAUACGUGUUACGUUUUUAAAAUAAACGUUUCAGAGAUCGACUUUAUAGUCAAUUGUGGUUUCCCGUUUAUUUGCGCAAACAAAUUUGUGCGAAUUAACGCGUGCGUACGUGAUAAGUUUGCUUACGCAUCUCACAGAUGCUGCAAUUGGUGAUUUAUGAUUACUUAACGCUUUGAUACACGUUAUCUGUCGUAUGGAAAAAUAGUCUCUUCGGUACUUUUAUUGGAUAAAUAAGGUAAGGAAGUCGAUGUUGUAUAUUAUUAGUUUAAAAAAGUGAAUAUGAUAACUUAUAACUAUCAAAAUGUAAUUAUAUUUUUAUAUAAAUAUAAGCUGUUAACAUUAUUUUUUUUACACAUAUAUCAUAUUUAUUUUUUUAUAAUUCGUUCUAUAUUCAAAUUGACUUUCCGUAUAAAUACAGAAAAUAUAUUUUAAUCACAUAUAAAAGUAAACAUAGUCGCAAAUGCUUUAUACAAAUUAUGUUAUUUGUAAUAUUUUCUAUAUAACUGUAUGUUAUUACACUUGUAAUGUUGCCUGAUUGAAAAAAAUAAUAAUAAUCGUGCAAGCGUUCAAUUUCAAACGUAUUUAAUUAAUAAUUUCAAGUGUAAUGACAGCCGUGUGUUUAGAUGUGUGUACUUAUUUAUGUAAAUAUUACUUUGACUAGCUUUUAUCAUGAAUUUUUGGAACCAUUUUUUGAUGUGUGAUUUAGGUAGUCUUGAAAAAUAAUUAAAAAUCCUUGUGUAUAUAUUUGGUGGGAACAUCUAUGUUUCUGAUUUCUUUAGUA